AUGGCUCCAGCUUAUUCAACUUUAUUUACACCAGAACUUGUCCAGUUUGAACCCGUCUCACUGAGCAACCACGGAUUUUCAGGACUAGGACAUUAUCAUGACGGCAAUUCGCUUUUUCAAAAAAGUGCCCAACUUGCCCAUAUAGCACGAUCUUCGGCAGUUAGUGCUAAAAACGCAGUUCAUAAUCAACAUUCCGCUGGAAGUAAUGCAGAAUUUGGAGUAAAAAGUACUUUAGCUAAUGUUGCUGUUGAGGCUUCGAAAACAGCCCAAACAGCGUUGAAAGGAAAACAAGCGAUUCUAUCUAAUAUUAAGCACCAAAUUGUAGCUGCACAAAAUCAACUAAAAGAUGAAAUUACCCAAUACCACCAAGCUUCGUUAGCCGCACAUGCAGCACAGCAAGCUGCUUAUAAAGCUCAGUCCCAGCUACAUUCCCUUCGAUCUACUAUAAACGAAGCUGAAGCUACUGCACAUGAUGCAACAGCUGCCGCCGCAGAAGCUGCAAAUGCAGAAGCAACUCAAAAAGGAAUGCUAUUUGAAGCUAAACAGAAGCUGGAAGCUCUGAUUCAUCAAUUAAAACAUGUUGGCGGUGACCUGAAGGAUAUUCAAAUAUCUGCUUUAAAAGCCACAAAAUCAGCGCAGCUAGCAAGUAUUAAUGCUGCAAAUAGUGGUCACUCAAAACAAAUUACAUAUGGAUACUGAUAAAGUGUC
Messenger RNA from Diabrotica virgifera virgifera (western corn rootworm), 708 nucleotides. RefSeq lists its product as uncharacterized. The record is from RefSeq and is a predicted model, not a curated record. NCBI's taxonomy places the organism in Eukaryota, Metazoa, Arthropoda, Insecta, Coleoptera, Chrysomelidae. The coding region runs from base 1 to 699 and encodes 232 amino acids. The transcript is spliced from 3 exons.